Chaetomium fimeti is the source of this 8598-nucleotide messenger RNA. RefSeq lists its product as uncharacterized. The transcript has 44 exons. The coding region runs from base 1 to 8418 and encodes 2805 amino acids. Gene Ontology annotation, molecular function: phosphopantetheine binding; catalytic activity. Gene Ontology annotation, biological process: amino acid activation for nonribosomal peptide biosynthetic process; secondary metabolite biosynthetic process. Lineage: Eukaryota; Fungi; Ascomycota; Sordariomycetes; Sordariales; Chaetomiaceae. The record is from RefSeq and is a predicted model, not a curated record. Gene Ontology annotation, cellular component: cytoplasm.
AUGGCUACAGCCGACGCAGCAUCCGACCUCCCCGUGGGUAUCGAACAAAUCGAGGAGCACAUCCACAAGCUCUGCGCCGAGGUGCUCUCUCGACCGGUCGCCAGGAUCAAGCUUGCGCGGUCCUUUGUUGCUCAAGGCGGCGACUCGCUGCUUGCCAUCAAGCUGAUGGCACGGUGCCAGGACUCCGGAUACAUUAUCAACAUCCAAGACCUGCUUCAGGCCACUAGCAUCCGGGAGUUUUGUCAGCAUGUGAAACCAGAGGUGGCGGCGCUGCCCGUGCCAAAUAUCGCGAAUGGUAGCGAGUCGGCCCUGUCAAACGGCCAGGCUGGGCGGCCGAAAACGAAGCUGUUGGAUGAGCGCAAUGGAGCCCGCGCUGACGGUGCCGGCCUACCAGAUCCUGCAGAUAUGGUGGGCGUGGUUGGUAAAGGGCAAAAGACGGAGGGACGCAAAGCUGGGACGGAGGAGGAGUCCAAAGGGUGUGGGGAUGCUGAAAGCGACGUGCCACCAUUUGCCCUCUGGAAGGAGGCUCAGCUUGGUCAAGGAGGUGGCAGCUCUUCCUCAUCGACGCUACAGGACCAACUGCGUCUGGUCGCGGAUCAGUGCGGAAUCUCCGUUGACGUGAUCGAAGACGUCUACCCUUGCACCCCGCUCCAAGAAGGGUUAAUGGCCGUCACGGCCCAACAGCCUGGGGCGUACGUGAACCGCUGGGUGUACCGCAUGCCCCGGGACCUCGACGCCGAGCGGUUUAAGCAAUCUUGGGUGCUAGUCGCACGCGCGGCGCCUCUGCUAAGAACGCGGCUUGUGCUGGGAGAGCUCGGCAGGGCGCUGCAAGUGGUUGUGCGCCAGGACAUACAUAUCCCGGCCUCGCCGCCAUUCACUAGAUUUAUCCGAUAUCUCGGGGACUGUGACAGAGCGUUGGCCGAGUCCUUCUGGCGGUCAGAACUCGGGGGGGAAGUUGGUAGCCCAUUUCCUCCCCGGCGGGAUCCGUUGUAUCGCCCCAAUCCCACCCAAAGAAUGGUGUAUGAGCUCAAGGUGCCGCCGGCACCCGCCUGCAUCACCAUGGCCGGCCUCCUGCGAGCAGCAUGGGCGCUAGUUGUCUCCUCGCAUACAGGCGAUGAUGACGUUGUCUUUGCGUCUGUUCUCACUGGGCGAACGACGCCCGUUAGGGGCAUAUCUGACAUGCUGGCGCCGGUGAUCGCGACGGUGCCAGUCCGGGUCCGCAUCGAUAGAACGCAGCCAGUGGCCGACUACAUGGCUUCGGUUCAGCAGCAGGCGGUGUCCAUGAUGCCCUUUGAGCACACUGGGCUGCAGAACAUUUACCGGCAUAUCGGCGCCAGGCCGGACAUUGCCCAUUUCUUCGGCGUGCAGCCCGCCGGGCUCCUGACGAGUCACACAACGGCGCCUCCGCUCGGUCUCGAGCUCCAUAUCGCACCAAGCUCGGGGACAGACGACUAUGCGCUCUCGGUAGAGUGCAUCACCGAGCUAAGCAAUGACGCCGCCGCGGUGCAGGUCAGCGUCCGAUUCGACGACACCAUGGUCUCGAGAGCACUGCUGGAGCGUCUUCUCGGUCGCUUCGCCCACAUUCUGGUCAGCCUCACCCAUGUCUUCGAAAAGGAUGGACUCCGCAUGGCCCUAGUCGAGGAAGUAGAUGCCCCAACCGUAGCUUCCAACACACAGGAACAGCAACUACAAGCCGUGCUAGUCGACGUCCUUGGGCUGCCGGUGGGCAAGGUCGUCAUGAACCGGUCGUUUCUCAGUCUAGGCGGCGACUCCAUCAGCGCAAUGCAGGUGGUAGCCCAAUGCCGCAGCCGGCAUGGCACCACCCUCACCGUUCGAGAUGUGCUGCAGAGCACGUCGAUUGCUCAAAUCGCCUCGCGGGCUGCCGCAGGUGCUGCCACCGGCCACGUGCAGGAUGCUGCUCCUCACAAGCCAUUGAAGGUCCUCCUUGAGCAGUUCACUACUUCUCCAGUAUUAUUCCCGGAGACAAGCGAUCUCUCCUCGGCCGGCCUGACGUAUGAUGGCUUGGCUCAGCUCUGGGCUUCCGUGUCGGAAGCAGGGAUCACAAGCCUGGACGAGGUACAUGAUGUGCACCCCUGCGCACCUACCCAACAAGGCAUCAUGAUGAGCCAAAUCAGGGAUCCCACGAUGUACAACAUUGAGCACAUUUGCGAACUCCAGGUGCCCGAGGCAAGCGGUCGGGUGGAUAUAAACAAACUCUCGCAGGCCUGGCAGGCUGUCGUCAACCGCCACGCGAUCCUACGAACGAUCUUUGUCCAGGCCACCACCGGCCAGGAACAUUUGUUCUACCAGGUGGUUCUGAAGAAAUGCACUCCACAAGUGCGCCUCAUCGAAGAAAAGGGGGCCGCCGGCACCAUCGCAGCCCUUUCUCGGGUUGAGCAGGCUGCAUACGUGAAGGGGAAACCAAGCCAUUGUCUGACUCUCUGCGCGACCGAGUCGGGUGCGGUGUUCGCGAAGUUGGAGAUCAGCCAUGCUCUCGUGGAUGGUGUCUCGCUCGAAUUAGUGCUCCGUGAUGUCGCCCGCGCGUACAAGGGCGCUCUUCCGGGCUCGGCUGGCCCUCAAUUCGGGAGCUAUGUUCAGUUUCUACGGGAGAAGCGAGAGUCAGAGUCGUUGGCUUACUGGACUCAUCGUCUUGCCGAUGCCCAGCCGUGCUAUCUCCCGUCGUCGAUCGCUCUACCGCCCGGGACAAGGUCGCUGAAGUCGGUGACAGUGCAAAUCGGGGAUGCCAUUAACAUCCUCCACGGCUUUCGCGACGCCCAACGUAUCCCUGGCUCUAACGAGAUUGUCGGCCCCAUGGUUAACAUCAUGGUCUCACGCAUUCACCUCGGUAACCUACCGGCGACGGUUGCUCACGCCGCACAGAAGGUGCAGAACGACUUUCUCGACGCAUUCGAGAACCAGAGAACCUCGCUGGGAAGCAUCCAACACGCGCUCCGUCUGCCGGGGCGGAGCCUCUUCAACACAGUCGUGUCGCUCUUUCGUCAAUCUUCAGAGCAUGCCCCAACGUCUUCCGCCGAUCUGGUCAUAAGGAACAUCACAUCGGAAGGACCCACUGAGUAUGACGCGAAUCUUAUGGUCUUGGCCGGCGACGAUACCAUGGCGCUCUCUCUCAAGUACUCUGGAUCCUUCAUGGAUGAGGAAUCCGCCAGGCUCGUGCUAGAGAAUACCCGGCACACCUUAAUUGCGAUCGCCAGCAGUUCUGAGAGCAAGCUAGACGAGCUAGAGACUCUGAGUCCUUCUGACGUUGAGAAGCUCCUCAAAUGGAAGCCUGAUCUCCCACUCGCCACUGGCCAAGAUUGCCUCCACCAGCGCAUUCACCAGCAGCGCCUCGCCCGGCCCGACGGCCAAGCAGUGUGCGCAUGGGACGGCGAGCUGACCUAUGCCGAGCUCGACGCCUUCUCCGAUCGGCUGGCGUGCCAUCUCGACGGGCUUGGAAUCCGCGAGGAGACUAUUGUCGGUCUUUGCUUCGAAAAGUCCAUGUGGACAAUCGUCGCGAUGCUGGCCGUCCUCAAGGCCGGCGGCGUAAUCGUGCCUCUGGGAACCGCGCUCCCCCCGCAACGUCUACGGUUCAUCCUCGAAAACACCAAGGCGGCCGUCGUGUUGACUUCAGCGCAAUGCGCUGCCAAAUUUGAGCAUAUGGAAAUGGCACAUAAACAUACUGUCGACGCCACUUUGUUCACAGUGCUGCCAGACGUCGUUGGGCCGCCAGCUCGGCCGUCUCUCACCCCGGACAAUACAGCCUUUGUCUUGUACACUUCAGGCUCCACUGGCCUCCCUAAAGGCGUAGUUCUCACACAUGCCUCCCUCAGCACCAGCCUAGACGCCCACGGGGCCAAGCUUGGGUUCAGUACCAGCACCAGGGCGCUCCAGUAUUCUGCAUACGUAUUUGACCUCAGCCUUUUGGAACUUUUGGGGACUCUCCGGUUCGGCGGGUGCAUCUGCACAGUCUCGGGGGAGGACAGGCUGAGUCCCAACCUCCUGGCCCAUUCCAUGACGACAAUGGGGGUGAACUUUGCUUCCACGACACCUACCGUCGCCAGCAUUCUCGAUCCGUCAACCGUCCCCACCCUGCGCACCCUGAUGCUAGGAGGAGAGCCGCUCGAGCCCACCACCGUGGAAAGGUGGUCGGGCCAUGAUGUCGUUCUCUAUAAUUGUUACGGACCGACCGAAUGCAGCAUCAUGUCCACCAUAAACGGCCCGGUCACAGACCCGAAUCUUUCCCGCAACGUGGGCUAUCCGGUCGUCGCGAAUGUGUGGGUGGCUGACCAAGACAACCACAACCACUUGGUACCCAUCGGUGCGGCCGGAGAACUGUUGAUCGAAGGCCCUGUUGUGGCCCGCGGAUACCUCCACGACCCAGAAAAGACUGCAGCGGGUUUCAUCACCGAUCCGGAGUUUGCUUCCAGAUACGAAUCCGCACCUCCGGAUGGACGCACCCAGCGGCGGAUGUACCGGACUGGCGACUUGGUCAGACAAAGCCCUACUGACGGCUCCCUUACCUACGUUGGGCGAAGAGAUGGACAGGUCAAGAUCCGCGGCCAGAGACUGGAGGUGGGCGAGAUCGAGCAUUGGGCGAAGGGAUCCUUUGCCCAGGCGCGGAUGGUGGCGGCUGAUCUCAUUGCGCCAGCCGCGCGUAAGGGGGCGCCCGUGUUGGCCCUCGCCUUGGAGCUGGACAUCCCAUGCCAGGGCACGCCCGACGGCACCUCGCCACUCCUACCACUGACACAUUCUCUACGCCGCUCGCUCUCGGCACUCCAAGACGCUCUUGAACAAGUGCUUCCUUCUUUCAUGGUUCCCGCAUUGUACGUUCCGGUGCAGUCGAUGCCGUUGACGGUUUCCGGGAAGCUCGACCGAGGCCGGCUGCGUGCCUACUCCUUGAUUGGCGCCUCCGGCCCUUCUGCGAGGGCCUUGACCACCUCGGAAUCCCGCCUGCGGGACCUUUGGGUCUCCGCUCUGAGUAGCGCCGGAGUGGUCGGGCCCGCCUCUCACUUCUUCCGUCUCGGAGGCGACUCGGUUACUGCCAUGCGGCUCAUUCGCCUCAGUGUAGCCGACGUGUUCGGGAAUCCCGUUCUGGAGAACAUGGCCAAGACUGUGGCCAGCGAGCCAGGCGACAGCACUGCUAUUGUGAAUGGGAAUGCGGCCGCGAUGGACGCAGCUCCCUUCUCGUUGAUGCCAACCUCAUCUGCGGCGCAGGACACGCAACUGACACGCCUUUCCGCGCAGUGCGGCGUCGCGGAAGAGCUACUCGCUCUCACGGCACGGAGACAGUCGGCGUACGUCGGGUGCUGGGUUUUCCGCAUGGGCGACGCCCUCGACGCAGACCGAUUCAGAAGCGCCUGGGAGAAGGUAUCCGAGGCGGCCGUGAUUCUACGGACGCGAAUCAUCGCGGGCAAUGACGCCCAAGUUGGCACCCAGCUAGUCCUUCGAGAGUCGCUCCCGUGGAGGAUGAACGAGCCGGAGCCUAUGGGCGUUGGCACAUCGCUCAUGCGGUUUACCGUUGUGUCGACUCCCAGCGCCUACGAUGAUGUUUACUCGGGCAGAGACGCGCCCACGUUCGCGCCUUUUACGCGUUACAUCAAGUACAUUCGGGGAGCAAACGGUGAUUCGGAAGCUCGGGAGUACUGGCGCUCCCAGCUAACGGGUGACGUCGGCUCUGCUUUCCCAGUCAUUCCCCCGAACCAUCAACCACGGCCAUCUUCGACCGUUAGCUUGCGCGUGACCCCGAGCGUGACCCCGAGCGUGACCCCGGCCGCCACCAGCAGCAAUUUCACAACCGCAACCCUCCUAAGAGCAGCUUGGGCGCUCGUGCUGUCGCAGGAAACGGGCAUGCCGGGAAUUCUCGACAUGGCAGCUCCAACACUAGCCGCGGUACCGGUCCACAUCAAUACCGACCGUAACCGCUCCGUUGCCGACUAUCUUAGCGCGAAUAUCAACCAGAUGCUGCCCGAAAAAACACUCGAUCUUAACCAUCUCUUCGACAGUGCGUCGCUGCUGCCACAGGGCUUGGAGUGGGUACCAUACGGCGUGGAGUGCAACACCGGAGCGGAAGCAGAAAAUAAGGGCGACGCGGUCCUUCCCUCUGACAAGGCCAGAGAGAUCAUGGAACGGUUCAAGCACAUCUUCAUCCAGCUUCGAGCCGCAGCCUCGUCCUCGGGCGUGGAUAGCAGCACCCCUUGGGUCCAACCAACGGACCCGAGCAGCGAUGCGUGCAUACAUGACCUUGUCCAUCAACAGCGCCUGCGCCAGCCCGACGCCCAAGCCCUGGACCAUCUUCUCGGGGUACAGGCGGGGGGCAUUAUCGUGCCGGUCGGCCAUAACUACCCAGUGCAGCGCGUCCAACACAUCAUACAAGCCACCGGAGCUAACGUCAUUCUCGCUUCUAAGAUGUACGAGGCGCACCGCGGAUUGGUUCCCCACGUUCUGCCAGCGCUGGCCUGCGGGACAGCAAAACCGACCGAUGCUGCAUUCACCCUCUUCACUUCUGGGAGCACCGGCACCCCCAAAGGAGUGGUGCUAGAACAUCGAUCGCUGGUGGCGAGCCUAAAGGCCCAGCGCGGCCUAUUCGCGGGACCCGCAGCGCGGACAUUCGUACCCCUGAUUAUGGGCGGCUGUGUUUGUGUGCCCUCUGAGGAUGACCGUGUCGGCGAUCUCGCGGGUGCCAUGGAGGCAAUGAAGGUUAACCUUGCGCAUCUGACGCCGACAAUGGGCGAAGCCCUCACGUCUGAGGCAGCAUCAAGGUGGCUGGUGGGCCACAUUCGCGCAGCGGGUGAGGCACCAAACAUUGGAACCGCCAUUGCCGGCAGUAACUUGUGGGUUGUCGAACCAUUUGACCACAAUUGCGAUGAGAAGAAGACGACUGCAGCCUUCGUGACGGACCCGACCUGGGUACAGUACUUUGACUUGGGCCCAAGGAAAGGACGACGCUUUUACCGGACAGGAGAUUUGUACCUCGGCCGCCGGGACACCCAACACUGGGUACAGAAAGUGCUCGGGGCCCGAGCGGGCGCCACUGUGGCAGCCGCGGGCGAACCCGCUCUAGCCGUCGCUCCGUUCACCUUGCUGCCGCUCUCUGAUGACCAGCGCCAGUUGUUCGGCCGAGUGCGGGCUUCUCUCUCGGAAGUCCUGCCUUCGUACAUGGUGCCUCACUCGGGAAAAGUCGACCGUCGGGCGGUGUGGACAACAAUCCAGCAGUCUCGACUGUCGUCGCAAUACUCGGUGAUCACCAAUCGCACUAGGCUACAGCAGCUCUGGGCGGCGGCGCUGAGAAUCCCACCACAGGAGAUAUGGGCUGGCGAUGACUUCUUCCUGUCUGGCGGCGACUCAAUGUCGGCAAUGCGCAUGGUGGCCAAGGCGCGCGAAGCGACGCGAAUGCCGCUCACAGUGGCCGAUAUCUUUCAGUAUCCCAUUCUGGCAGACCUGGCAAAGGUUUCGGUCUACCAGGCCUUCUCGGCGAUGGGGGUCGCAGAGCCGGGCCCAUACGGGUGCCAUGCCGUCGACGCCGCCCCGGUCACUGAUUCGCAAAGCCUAUUCGUCGUCUCGUCCUUGCGGAAGACGCGGUCGUGUGACGUCGAAAAGACAGCCUACAUCUUCGUCAACGAACAGAUGUUGCAGGUGACAAACGAUGCCGCCAUCGACGGCUUCACCAAGGAACUCCUCGACUAUGAUGCCCUCACCAUGUUUCAUCUUCUCGACGACUUGACCGAGCCCUCUUCCUUCAUACGCGACUACGUCUCCGCGCUCCAGGGCAGUCCGGAGACGCAACAAAAGAGCGCAGCGAUGCCGCGAAUCGCGCCGCCACACCAGCAUGACCGGGAUUCGCAGGCCGCGUGGGGCCUCACGCUCGCGCGCACAGGCCAGCCCGCGGCGGCCACCGCGGUCGGCUGUUGCGCCAACAUCGUGCCCGCGCGCAUCGUCAUCCGGGCCAACGCGUCGCACGUUGCGCGCCUCCCGCACGAGACGGUGGGCUUCCGCGAGCUCCUCGGAAACAGCGGCAAGGUGGAGGCCGAGGAUCCCCACUUCACCACGCGCAUCAACCAUCGCGACCGGCCGCCGCGGGGGACCCUGCAACGCAUUGGCGACACCACCUACCAGACGGCUUUCAGUCUGUCGGAGGACGCGGAGGACCUGCCGGACAUGUCGCUCACGUCGCACCCGUAUCCCGACCACAUCGAGGUGAUAUUUCACUAUCGCGAGGGAGCAAUCUCGGCCGAAGCGGCGGAGCAUUUCAUGUCUUGCCUGUGUGCAGUCUCGGAGCUGCUGGCGGCGACAUCCUCCCAGUCUAUGCGACUGGGUGAGAUAGAACUUGGCCCGCACGCUGUCGGCUGGCCGGUGGUCGGGAAUGGCAGCGUGGCGCUUGGGAUUGGGCAGUCGGAGGAGGGAGACUGCGGGGUGUCGGAUUGAUUCAGGUUCGGAACAGGGUCUGUGGAAUUUCGAGGCGUGCGAGUAUGCCGUGGAGCUUAAUUUCGGUCAGUGGUUGGAAACUGACGUGUCUGGGUCGCUCAUGGCGACAGUGGGCAAUUGGACUGGGGAAUGUGAAUUAUGUGAUACCAGUUUUGGUGGCUCGAUGGGGUGAUGUUGGUU